AUGAGUGUAACCGACAGUAAUGAAGAGAUCUACCAAUCAAGGAAUUCUGAGAGGAUUUGGGUAAGAUUUAUAACAUCCGAUUUAUUAAUUAUCUUACGUUUGAAAGAGCUAAGCUUGCUUCUUUCAGGGAAUUGUCAAAUUCAAUCCAAAUUUCUCCCAGUUGAUCUACAAUGAGCCUAUGUGUGUUCUCUCCAAGCCCAAUAGAGUUUCCAAUUUGAAAUUGACCAGACAAGUAAGUGUUAUAUGAAUUAGUACCUUGUUCUUCAGGAUCUCUCGAUUCAAAAGUUGAUUGAUGAGUCCACAAGGUUGCUCAAGGCACCUCCGGCACCUAGGCAUGGGUAUUCCUUAUACAUACGGUUUGACAUCCAUUCGAAGACUAAAUUGUUUGGUGGUUUAUAUCUAAUCGACGGGAAUUUGGAUCUUUUGAAAGAAAAUUUUGUUCUUGAGCUUACUCCAUCACCUGUAAGUUGUUUCCCCAAUGUUUGCAGCCUUUUUUAGGAAUACUUCAUUGAAAAAGUGUUGGAUGGGCUGCUGGAAGCAAGUUUAUCAGAAAAUAAUGUAAAUGGGGCGGAUGAACUUUUAAUAGACCUGUCCAAUGGCUUGAAUGAUCUUUAUUUAUUUGGAGUAUGGGUUCAGAAGGUGAAUUUCAAAAGAAUACUUCAGAUUUUUAUUGAUUCCAGGGAAUUGUAAGUCAAAAAUCAGCUUUUUUGGAGGUUCUCUUAUUUUAGUGUGUCAGAUAACUACUUUCAUCACAUAAUGGACUUAAUGACCAAUGCAGGUCCCGAGAAGUGGUGCGAAAUAGACAAAAGUGUCUUAUUCUCGACACUAAAUUUAUUGGAAAAUAAAGACACUGCCAAAAAUUUUGUUUCUUUUGCUGUUGUUUUGUGUCAGCUGGUUAUUGAUAACUUGUAAGUCAAAUUUAAUAUGCAUUUUUUUACAGAAAUUUUUUAACGGUUUAAAUUUAUUUUAAUCGAUUUCAGACCCGAUUUGCAUGAAUACCUAUCGGAGAAGCUGGAUUUUGAGAAAAUACUUGAUCUGUUACCAGAAUCCUCCUCCUCCUAUCACUACUCUUAUAUCCGGGUCCUAUUUUUCUUAUGGCAAAUGGCAGACGAGAUCACAUUCGAACAACUCAAAGUAUUAUCAAGUACUGAGAGAUGGGUAAACUCCUUUAUGCCACUGGUUGAAAGUCCAGCGGUAUAUCAAAACGAGAAAUUGAUAUCCGAAUUGAGCAAAAUUUGUGCUGGGAGAAUGGCUCAUUUAACGGCCAGGUCCAAACUGCGUCCGAGUUUAGAGGAUAUCCAUAAGAUUACGGUAAGCCGAUUUUUUAUUACAUUGCAUUGUUUUUUAGGUCUUGAUCAAGAACAUUUCCACAUGGUCACAGUCUUCAAGUUAUCGAAUAUCUAAAGCGAUUCCAGAGUUUUCGUUGUCCAGGGAUUGGAGUGCCUUUGAGAAUGCACUGUACAGAACGCCUCCGGGCUUGAUGGCUAUUGAGUUUAUGGAAAGGGCUUUCAGUGCGGAGGAUCAAGAACUAUUUGAGGUGGGAAUGGCUCAUGUAUUAGCUUACAUACCAAACGAUUACAAAAGUUAUUGAUAUUAUUCUAGAUAGCAACAAAAGGCCCGUUGUGCCCCGAGGAUUGGUGUGUAAUGAUGCUGGAUAUCAUUAGCAUGACUUUUAAGACGAUGAAGAAUGCGAGCGGGGGUAAAUUUAUUUAUUUUAAGCCAUUUGAUAAAAUUUAUAUUAUUUUAGGUAUGAAACUGUGCCCAUUUUUCCUCGUCGAAGUUGAUCCAAUCCCCUCGUUCCUGAAAUCUCUGGCAAUGUUAUUUCACAGAACCUGGAGUGAGAUUAACGACAAUAAGGAAAGCUUGAAGAAUGUGCUUGAGAUUACACAAGUCAAAGUUAAUAAGUGCCUAGAGUCAUAUCCAAAAACAGUGGAGAUGUUUGAUUCCUUCCUGAAAGAGAAUUUCGAUUCAGAGUUUAGCCGAAAAGAGCUGGAGCUACUCAAAGAAGGAAGGAACGAUCUGGAAAAUCGAUGGAAAAAGUAAGGCUGCCAUAGAUAAUAAAAUUUAUUUUUUUUAGAAAGUUGGUAGAGGAACACUCUCCAAGUGUCAAGAAGUUUAUAAAGGACACUUAUACAAAACCUCUGAAAGAUGGGCUUGUUCUUCAACGUUUACCGAAAGAUCUGGACAAGAUGUUUGAAAAAGAAUCCACCAAAAAAGAUGACAAAUUAUUGUGGAGGCAUUGGCGACUCAGCGUGUUUGAUGAUAUUCUCUUUUAUCGAGACUGUGGUGAUGAUGGGAGAGUUGUCAAUGGAGAGAAAGGGAGUAUCCGAAUAGACGAGAUCAAACAUAUUAUUCAUGGGCCGGAAUAUUUAACCCUCGCAAACAUGGCUCGAUUUGAAACUCCACAAGGGAUUUUCAACUCAUUGAAGAAAAAGAAGUCCCAUACAGCAAAUUUACCAAAGGGAUUAUUGAUUCAGACGGCGGAAGAAAACUUUGAAUUGAUCUGCGAAGAUGAGGAAAUCUUGGGAAAAAUGAUCAAAGCUUUUAAUAUUUUAUGCUUUAACAAGUACCCAGAAGAUGAGGUAAGCGUUGUUUUUUUUAUUUAGGACAGCUAUCCUUUUUGCCAUAAAUAAUGUAAUUUUUCUCUAAUUUAAGCUCCAAGUCCUCUUGAACGUGGAAACCGAAACAAGACUGCUCAAUUUGAAGGUGGUAAAGUUGGAGAAGAUCGGGGCGCCUAAAGAAUCUCCUCUCCCUGUUCCAGAUCUCCCUAAAAGUUAUUAUGACUGGAUCCCAAAAGAAUAUCACCAUUGUAUUGAUCCUCGAAAAGUAUUAAGACUCAACGGAAAGAAGGUCUCAAUUCCAAGCUUUAAGAAGUACGUCUUUGAAUUGCACGACGAAGACGAAGAUCCCGACUCCACCUCUAGUUCUGAUCUGUGA
Messenger RNA from Bursaphelenchus xylophilus (pine wood nematode), 2937 nucleotides. Lineage: Eukaryota; Metazoa; Nematoda; Chromadorea; Rhabditida; Aphelenchoididae. The record is from the annotation of a GenBank genome assembly.